Messenger RNA from Prosopis cineraria, 927 nucleotides. RefSeq names its product zinc finger BED domain-containing protein RICESLEEPER 1-like. NCBI's taxonomy places the organism in Eukaryota, Viridiplantae, Streptophyta, Magnoliopsida, Fabales, Fabaceae. Gene Ontology annotation, molecular function: protein dimerization activity. The coding region runs from base 1 to 927 and encodes 308 amino acids. The record is from RefSeq and is a predicted model, not a curated record. The transcript is spliced from 4 exons.
AUGUUGGACACAAAAAGUAUUGUUUGCCUUGAUGUCAAUACUAGAUGGAAUUCUACAUAUUUAAUGUUGGAUGUGGCUUUGAAGUUUCAAAAGGCAUUUGAAAGAUUAGAGGAUGAGGAUGAAGAUUUUGUUAGUUACUUCAACAAAGGUUCAAAGCGUCGUGCUCAGAGUGACUUUUCUUAUUUAGAGAGUAGCAUGGAUGCUUAUGUUUAUAGGCAAGAUGCUAGACCCGAUGACGACAUGGAUGCUUUUGCUUACUCUAGGCAAGCUCCUCCUAAGCGUAAUGGCCCUCCAAACAAACAAGCUUGGAAUAAAGCACGGUUCUUUCUUAAGUUCUUGAAGCUUUUUCCUACCCCUGACCUUUGCAAGUCCAUGAAGAAUAAGGCAAGAGACACUUUGUAUCGCCUAUUUGAGGAAUACUCUACAACAAUUGGUCCUGAUACAAGCAGUUCUGGUAGUAUCAACUCUUCAAGUGCUCUUGACACUAACACUUCAAAUGCAAGUAAAGGUAAAAAAGACCCUGGUCGUAGAUGGUUAGCACCCCAGAAGCAAAAAAGCUCAUCAGUUGAUACCCAAUCAGAGUUAGAUAGAUACCUUCCUACUAGUACAUCUAAGGACACCCCUAUUGAUGAUUAUGAUGAUGAUUUUGAUAUCUUGACAUGGUGGAAGUUAAUUCUACCAAUAUCUACAGUUGCUUCUGAAUCAGUUUUUAGCACUGGAGGACGUGUUGUUGAUGAUUAUAGGAGUUCUUUAUCUCCUAAGAUGAUUGAAGCACUCAUUUGUGCCCAGAAUUGGCUAGUUACAGGGAAAUCUCUCUCAGAGUUUGUUUCUAUAUUUUAUGAGGUUGACAAUUUUCAAGAAACAGACGAUGUGGUUAAUGUUGCAGAUGCUUUAAGUAUUAUUGACGCUAAGGAGAUAAUUAUUUAA